AUGGAAAUAACAGUGCAGCAUUAUUAAGACAAUGUUGAAAACGGUGUGUGGUUUCAUUCAAACAAAAAACCAGAGAGAUGAGGGCUUUGAAGCACGCCAUUGAGACCAUCUACGAGGAAGAACACUCCUUCUCUUCUUCUCCACCGUCCAUCUCCUCUUCUCCUCCUUCACUCCACUCCAUCGUCAAUGCUUGGUCUCUCCAUUCCUCCUCUGAACCCAACGUCUUGAUAAUUGUUCAAGGAACCUGCUUUCGUUUGCACCAGGAUCGUAUGAUAUCACAAAGUUCAUACCUGAAACAGCACCUGAUGGGAGUUUCUAAUGUAACAAUCUCCCCGCCGUUAAACAUAACGGCCGAGACUUUCGCCACGGUGGCUGGUUUCUGUUACACCCAUAAAGUCCACUUAACGCCGAGCAACAUUGCUGCGAUGAGAGUGGCGGCGGAGUUGCUGGGUAUGACGGAAGGAGAUAAUCUAUGGGAGGUGACAGAAUCGUACUUUGAGAGAGUUGUUGGCGUUGAUGCAUCGAUGGUUAUUCGUUCGUGCGUGACUAUGCUUCCCGAAUCCGAAACGACAGCGUCGCUUGUCAGCAGGUGCAUUGAAGCUAUGAUUUGGAACGGCGACGUUUCGUUUUUGGACAACGUCGUUGAGAUGCACGCUCAAGAUUUUCGAAUGGUGGCGUCUUACUUGAACAAACGGCUGCCCAACCACGGCUUAUACAAGAUUAUUGAUCACUAUCUUAAGGUACGCCACGUGUCAUUAUAUCAUGCAAUAGAUGGACCCCUUUUAAUAUUUCUGAGAACUGUGACUUCUGAUUUUUUUAGAUGAAUAUAACUUUGACUGUGUACAUGUUUUAAUAUAUAAUUUAUUAGUAAAAUUAAUUCAGGAUGAAUAACAUUUACUGAUAGGCUAAUUUUUUAAAAAUGAAAAAUAUGAGAUACUAAAUUU
Molecule: messenger RNA, 944 nt
Organism: Vigna umbellata (rice bean)
Lineage: Eukaryota; Viridiplantae; Streptophyta; Magnoliopsida; Fabales; Fabaceae
Source: RefSeq, a predicted model, not a curated record